Molecule: messenger RNA, 2135 nt
Organism: Ruditapes philippinarum (Manila clam)
Lineage: Eukaryota; Metazoa; Mollusca; Bivalvia; Venerida; Veneridae
Product: dnaJ homolog subfamily C member 10-like
Source: RefSeq, a predicted model, not a curated record
GGAAAGUCAAUAUGUAAGUCUGACCUAAACCCGAUAACUGAGCAUGCGUAUUACACGUGUAAUAAACUUCCGUUUUGCGGUGUUUUCAUUUUGAUCAUUAUUUUGAUAAUAAUUGUCUUCAAAAAUGAACUUGAUACAAGCGAUCACAGUGUUGCUGAUAAUAACACUAGUUUAUGGCGGGGAAGAUUUUUAUAAGCUGCUCGGAGUACAAAGAGGAGCUAGUGUGAAAGAAAUCAGGAAAGCAUUCAAGAAAAUUGCUGUAACAAUGCACCCAGAUAAAAACCCCGAUGAUCCUGAUGCCCAUGAUAAGUUCCUCAAGAUUAAUAGAGCUUAUGAAGUAUUGAAGGAUGAAGAUCUGAGGAAGAAGUAUGACAUGCACGGAGAAGAGGGUUUGUCCGAAGAUUUUGGACGAGGAAAAUACGAAAGCUGGAAGUUUUAUCAAGAGGAAUUUGGUAUAUAUGACGAUGACCCGGAAAUUAUCACGUUAACUCGGGCUGAUUUUGAAAUGUCAGUUGAGAGUACAGAUGAUGUGUGGUUUAUAAAUUACUACUCACCUCAUUGUUCCCACUGUCAUACAUUAGCCCCCACUUGGCGGGAAGUUGCUCGUGAGCUGGAGGGUGUUGUACGUAUUGGUGCUGUGAAUUGUGAGGAUGAGUGGCAGUUGUGCAGAAUGCAGGGAAUACGAUCCUACCCUUCUCUAAUGAUGUAUCCGGCUGUAGAGAAAUACUAUGGGGACAAGUCAAGGAAAGAGCUGGUAAAAUAUGCAUUGAAACAUACCCGGGUAUCUGUGACAGAAUUAUGGAAGGGUAACUACGAGGAUGUGGUGACACGAGGAGAUGAUGAUCUCCCUUGGUUGAUUACAUUUUGUAGUGAUGAUGGAGACUGCCUGACAAAAAGUACAGCACUUAAAGUAGCAGGAAUGUUGGAUGAGUUGGUUAAUGUAGCAACAAUGGAUUGUCAUGGAAACAAUGCUGAAUUAUGUGACUCUCUAGGACAUAACCAUGGAACAUAUUUUUAUCAAAAUGGAGAAGUAAAGAAAGGAGAUGGUUUGGAGAUAACCAGUCUGGUAGCACAAGAGAUAGCUAAUGAGAUUUUAUCACAGUUGCCUGAUGUAACCAUUCUAGAUCAACACAAGUUUAAUGAGAUCCAGAUAAAUUUAGAGAAGCACACAGAUUUACCAUGGCUGAUACAUUUUGUAGAAGGAAACGAGGGCAGGCAUUUAGAACUACGAAAAUUGCCAGCGAUGUUAAGUGACAUGAAUGUUGGUAGAAUAGACUGUGAGGUGAUGCGUGGAAUGUGUAAUGAGCUACAUAUAAACAAAUUCCCGAGUUUCCUUGUGUUUAAACAAUCUGGUGGUCAUGAGAUCUAUUACGGAAGAGUUACUGCCCAUGAUGUAGCAGCUUUCGCAAGAGAUGCCUCUGUGAUAAGAUUAGAAGCAUUGAGCCCGAAAGAUUUUGAUUCACAAAGAGUAGGACCCGCAAGUUCACAAGUCUGGUUUAUAGAUUUCUUUGCACCUUGGUGUCCACCUUGUAUGAGAUUGUUACCAGAGUUUAGAAAAGCUGCGAAGAAUUUUGGUCAGGUGGUGAAUUUUGGAACAGUUGACUGUACAAUACAUGCAGGACUCUGUAGAAAUUAUAAUGUGAGAUCAUACCCUACAACAAUAUUAUAUAACCAGUCUGUUCCACAUCAUUACCAUGGCAAAACCAUAAAUGAACACGCCCCUCGUCGAGUUUUACAGUUUCAGAAUAUAGAAGGUACUGCUAAGGCAGGGAAGGUAGAUUGUACUCAGGAAAGACAACUCUGUCAUCAGGCCAGUGUUAAUUCAUAUCCAACUGUUAGAUUUUAUACUGGAUCUAGCAAUGGUAAUCCCCAGAAUGCAUAUGGUUGGGAUAUUGUAAGCCAAAAUGCUGAAGAAAUAACUAAUUUUGUUAAACAAAAUACACCAAAGAGAAAACAAGUGAAAUAUAAUAAAGAUCAUGAUGAAUUGUGAUACAACAUCUGUGUUAUAUGAUAGUCUACCAUACAUUAUACCAUGCCUUGACAUUAAAUAAAUUAUUUGUUUAACAUUGUUAUAUAAUAUGUUCUACCAUAUAGUGUUAUAUGAUAUGCUACCAUAUAGUGUUAUAUGAUAUGCU